UGUAUGCAUCACUGGCACUGUGCACGCUGCUGCUGUUCACUUCAAAAUCAAGGGAGGUGAAAAAUUGGCUGUGAAACUGUUUUGGUGUCCGCGAGUGCAGAUGUUGUUGCAGUAAAUUGCUGAGGCAGACGACGAAGUCAUGCCGUCGGCCACGCAAAACCUGUCUCCGCAGGAGGAGCAGGAAAAGCUGUUGGAAGAAGCACUGCAGAUUGUGAAAGCGCAGUCGUUUCAGAUGAAAAGAUGUUUAGACAAGGCAAAACUGAUGGACGCCCUGAAGAACGCUUCAACAAUGCUUGGAGAGCUUCGAACGUCUAUGUUGUCCCCUAAAACUUAUUACGAGCUCUAUAUGAGUGUAUGCGAUGAACUUCGGCAUUUAGAACUCUUCCUAGUCGAGGAAUUCAACAAGGGCCGCAGAAUAUCUGAUCUCUAUGAGCUUGUGCAGUAUGCUGGUAACAUUGUGCCAAGAUUGUACCUGCUGAUCACUGUUGGUGCGGUGUAUAUUCGGGCAAAUGAGGCUCCUCGCAAAGACAUCUUGAAGGACUUGGUGGAGAUGUGCCGUGGCGUACAGCAUCCACAGCGCGGCCUGUUCUUGCGCAGCUAUCUCCUGCAGUGCACCAGGAACAUGCUGCCUGACAUUGCUGUCAGCGCUGGGCAGAGGCCAGAGGACGGUGACGUACGAGAUUCACUAGAUUUCAUCCUGCUUAACUUCAGCGAGAUGAACAAACUGUGGGUGCGUAUGCAGCACCAGGGCCACUCACGGGAGCGCGACAAGAGAGAACGUGAGAGACAGGAGCUGCGUAUUCUUGUUGGUACCAAUCUUGUCCGCCUCAGCCAGCUGGACAGCAUCGAUGUCAACCUAUACUCCAAGGUUGUGCUGAAGAGUAUCCUGGAGCAGGUUGUGAGCUGCCGUGAUGCUAUUGCCCAGGAGUAUCUGAUGGAAUGCGUCAUUCAGGUCUUUCCGGAUGAGUUUCACUUGGCCACACUGAGCACUUUCUUGAAGACAGUUGGUGACCUGCAUAAGAGUGUCAAUGUCAAGAACAUUAUCAUUGCACUCAUCGAUCGAUUGGCAUCGUUUGCAAACCGAGACGAGACUAGCGGCAUUCCGGAUGACGUGCCACUGUUCGAUAUCUUCUCUGAUCAGGUUGCGUCCAUUAUCCAGGUUCGUGAUGAUCUGGCAUCUGAGGAUGUUAUUGCACUACAAGUAUCACUCAUCAACUUGGCACUGAAGUGCUAUCGUGAGAGAAUCGACUAUGUUGACAAGGUUUUGAAGUCAACAAUUGGCAUCUUCUCAUCUCGCCUCAAGCAAGAAAAGGUUGACGGUGCAGUGUCUCGUGAACUAUUGCGCUUGCUGAAGAUUCCAGUUGAUAACUACAAGGAUGUCAUCACCGUUCUCAAGCUGCAGCACUUUGCACCACUCUUUGAGUACUUUGCAUACGAUGCACGGAAGGACAUCUCCGUGUAUGUCAUCAAUAGUCUGAUCGACCAUGCAACGCAGCUGAAGACGCAGACGCAAGUUGACUGCCUGCUGCAGAUGGUUGCACCACUAGUUGUGGACCAGGCUGAUCAGCCUGAAGAGCCAGAUGAUCCAGAAGAUUUUGUUGAGGAACAAGGCUUGAUGGGUCGUAUUGUGAAUCUUUUCCAAGCUGAUGGGGCUGACGAUCAGUACCUGAUCCUGACAACGGCAAGGAAACAUUUUGGUAAUGGUGGUGAGAAUCGCAUCCGCUUCACUCUACCUGCCCUCGUCUUUGCUGCCUAUCGUCUAUCUCUCUGCUACUACAAGAUCCGCGAAGAGGAUGAGAAAUGGAGUAAGAAGUGUGGAAAGAUCUUCCAGUUUGCGCAUCAAACGAUUACAGCACUGGCCAAGGCAGAUAUGUCCGAGCUGGCCCUUCGCCUCUUUAUCCAGGGUUCACUGACGGCGAAUCAGAUCAACUUUGAUCAGAGCGAGACGGUUGCAUACGAGUUCUUCAGUCAGGCCUUCUCACUGUAUGAAGAUGAGAUCAGUGAGUCUAGAGCGCAGUUGUCCGCUAUCACCCUGCUUGUUGGCACGUUUGAACGCAUGCGCUGCUUUAGUGAUGAGAACCAUGAUACACUGCGCACACAGCUUGUUCUGGCCAGUAGCAAGCUGAUGAAGAAGCCUGACCAGUGUCGUGCUGUGUCCGUCUCUUCACAUCUCUUCUGGUCAAGUCGUACACGAGAGGCAGAGGAAGAGUGUCAUGAUGGUAAGCGUGUAAUGGAGUGCCUCAAGAAGUCAUUGCGUAUUGCUGGACAGUGCAUGGACGUAUCUGCCGAGGUGCAGCUCUACGUAGAAGUGCUCAACCGCUAUCUCUUUUACUACGAGAAGGGUGCCGAUGAGGCAACAACCACUAUUCUUAAGCAGGUCAUUGAGAGGAUCAAGGAGAAGUUGCCAUCACUGGAAGGUGGUGAGGUGGCUGACCAAAUCAACAAGCAUUUCCAGAACACCCUGGUACAUAUCCGACACCAGCAAGAGGCAGAGGCUGAACACAACUAUGCUGGCUUGGUGUUCUAGGAAAGAACAUGGACAUGCUGAACACGUCCUCUUUCAAGCGCUAGCAUCCUUUCUGGCAAUACGUACUGGCUUCUGGCGGCCUCGCAAACAUCUUGUUCAAAUUCUCGCAUGCUCUACACAUCUAAAUUCUCAUAUUCUUCAUGAAAUGUCAUGAAAAAUCGUUGUUUUCAUUUUUUUGGCUGCUCGCUUCUGAUUGCAAGUAGGUGUUACAAGCGUCUAGUUCGUUGUUACUAUCGGCACUCUGGAAACCUGCGUUUGUGCCACAAUCAUCUUCUUUGGUCAGGAAAUUUCCAUAUUCAUUUUUACCUCUACUUUCCCCCCUCUGGGUAACAGAAUAAAUUGGAAAUGUGUACAUUAUAGCCUGGCUGGUCUGCGUGUAACAUUGCAUCUGUGCGUGUGUGUUUAGUUUACUGUUACCAUUUACAUUUGUAAACAUUCGUUUUUGCAACAAUUAUCUUGUCUGGUCAGCAAAUUUCCAUAUUCGUUUUUACCUUUACUUCUUUCCCUCUGGGUAACAGAAUAGAUUGGAAAUAUGUACAUUAUAAUUAUACCCUGGCA
Molecule: messenger RNA, 3085 nt
Organism: Sycon ciliatum
Lineage: Eukaryota; Metazoa; Porifera; Calcarea; Leucosolenida; Sycettidae
Product: vacuolar protein sorting-associated protein 35-like
Exons: 16
Coding region: 140-2527 (795 amino acids)
Biological process (GO): retrograde transport, endosome to Golgi; intracellular protein transport
Cellular component (GO): retromer, cargo-selective complex; retromer complex; late endosome
Source: RefSeq, a predicted model, not a curated record